UUUUUAAAAGAGCCUCGCCCCCUUGGGGCCGAGAGUGAGGGAGCGCGCAGGCGCGCCGGGGGGGGGGGGGCGCGCGUGCGUGACGUCACCACGUGAGGUCAGCGUCUCGGCCCGAUGAUGCGUCGCUGACGCGCGACGCGUCCGCCACGGGGCCCGGACCGUCGCCCUUGUUGCUAUGGCGACCCCGCCCGCCGGGUCAAGGGGUCACGGCGCGGCCUGGGACUUUCCAAAAAACCAACCAAAAUAAAUGGAUUGGGGGGAGAAAAAAAUAUCGCUCCACGCUGGGAUGAAAAAAAUGCUCACUUGUUCCUGGAAAAUUCUCCCUACAGGUGCAAAUUACCCAGAUAACCCUUGAGCUGGUCUUCCUCCCCAAGGAGCUCAGAAAACUUUCUCCAUUCUCUGGAUGUUGUGAUGGAGAACUACGAGCUGGUGACUUCUCUCGGCUACCCGGUUCUCAAACCCGAUCUCCUGUCUCGGAUCGAGCGGGUCGGAGAGCAGUGCGUGGGCGACCAGCUGGAUUCCACCCGUGGGAUUCCCACCGAUCCAUGUGCAGGUUACCGUUUUUUCAAACCCGAGAGCCUGUCUUGGAUUGAACGGUGGGAGGAACUCGGAGUCACCGACCGUCAGAAGUUGGAGGAAGGCAAACUUUGCGCAGGCUCCUGCCAAGCCGCUGGACGGAGCAAAGCGAUCAAGGAAGAGGAGGGCGGCCAGAAAGGCUUUGUGGCCAGCUUGGAACGCUACCAGCUCUUCCCCGAGAGUUCCCGGGCAGGUCUGUUCCUUGCCCCCAACCCUGGGCAGCUGAGACCUCAACCCCGGGUCAAGAAGGAGGAAGCAGCCUCCUGUGAGCCCAGCCUGGGCGGCCCUGGACGUCCCUCCCAAGGCCUGGGUUCAGGCCCCUUCACUUGCCUGGUGUGCGGCAAGUGUUUCCGGCAGAAGCAGGGGCUGAUCACCCACGGGCGCAUUCACACCGGCGAGAAGCCCUACCCAUGCCUGGAGUGCGGCAAGCGCUUCCGCCAGCGCCCCAACCUGCUGACCCACCAGAGAGUCCACACCGGCGAGCGGCCAUUCCCCUGUCUGCGCUGCGGCAAACGCUUCAGCCAAAAGGCCAACCUGGCCCCACCAGCGCACCCACGCUGUGCAGGAGGGGCUGAUUGCACCCGAGCCAAAGGUCCCAGUGCCGCGUGGCAGCCGCUCAACGGAGAAGCCCUUCCCUUGCAGUGUCUGCGGGAAGAGCUUCAGCCAGCGGCCCAACCUCAUCACCCACCAGCGCAUCCACACCGGUGAGAAACCCUUCCCCUGCACCGAGUGUGGCAAGCGCUUCAACCAGAGAGCCAACCUCAUCACCCACCGACGGAUCCACUCGGGAGAGCGCCC
This is a messenger RNA of Thamnophis elegans (Western terrestrial garter snake), 1374 nucleotides long. Its product is annotated as zinc finger protein 135-like. The transcript has 6 exons. Gene Ontology annotation, molecular function: RNA polymerase II cis-regulatory region sequence-specific DNA binding; DNA-binding transcription factor activity, RNA polymerase II-specific. The record is from RefSeq and is a predicted model, not a curated record. Gene Ontology annotation, biological process: regulation of transcription by RNA polymerase II. The coding region runs from base 412 to 1284 and encodes 290 amino acids. NCBI's taxonomy places the organism in Eukaryota, Metazoa, Chordata, Lepidosauria, Squamata, Natricidae.